GUUGCCGUAGCAACCAGGCUACCGGGGAUGCGGCGGCGGGGCCUCCAAGCCAGAGGCUACCCAGCCCCUGGGCUCUUCACGAGCUUUGCUCACUGCCGGCACCAUGUCCGUGCGGACGCUACCGCUGCUUUUCUUGAACUUGGGCGGGGAAAUGCUUUACAUCCUGGACCAACGACUGCGAGCCCAGAACAUCCCCGGAGACAAGGCCCGAAAAGAUGAAUGGACAGAGGUGGACAGAAAACGAGUUCUAAAUGACAUCAUCUCAACCAUGUUCAAUCGAAAGUUUAUGGAGGAAUUGUUCAAACCCCAAGAGCUCUACUCCAAGAAGGCCCUGAGGACUGUCUACGACCGCCUGGCUCAUGCCUCCAUUAUGAGACUGAACCAGGCCAGCAUGGAUAAGCUAUAUGACCUGAUGACUAUGGCUUUCAAAUAUCAAGUAUUGCUGUGUCCCCGUCCCAAGGAUGUGUUGCUGGUCACUUUCAAUCACUUAGAUGCCAUCAAAGGAUUCAUCCGAGACUCCCCAACCAUCCUGCAUCAAGUGGAUGAGACUUUCCGGCAGCUGACUGAAACAUACGGAGGUCUCUCUGCAGGGGAGUUCCAGCUGAUCCGGCAGACGCUGCUCAUCUUCUUCCAGGACCUGCACAUCCGGGUGUCCAUAUUUCUAAAGGACCGAGUUCAGAAUUCUAGUGGUCGCUUUGUGUUGCCAGUGUCUGGGCCUGUUCCCUGGGGAACUGAAGUUCCUGGACUCAUCAGAGUGUUCAACAACAAAGGCAAAGAGGUGAAGAAUGUAGAAUUCAAGCAUGGUGGAAACUAUGUCACUGCAUCAAAAGAAGGUUCUUUUGAACUUUAUGGAGACCGAGGCCUGAAACUGGGAACUAAUAUGUACAGUGCAAACCGGUCUGUGGAAACCCAUAUGUCUGGAGCAUCAAAGAACUUAGCUUCACAGACACAGGAAAGCAUUGCUCCAAACCCUCUUGCUAAAGAAGAGCUGAAUUUCCUGGCCAGGCUGAUGGGAGGGAUGGAGAUUCAGAAACCCAGUGGCCGGGAGCCAGGAUUCCGGUUGAAUCUCUUCACUACUGAUGAAGAGGAGGAGCAAGCAGCACUAACCAGACCAGAAGAGUUAUCCUAUGAAGUCAUCAACAUACAGGCCACUCAGGACCAGCAAAGGAACGAGGCGCUGGCUCGGAUCAUGGGGGAGCUUGAGAUCACGGACCAGCCUAGGCAGAGUGCCAGCAAGGGGGAUGAUUUGCUGGCCAUGAUGGAUGAGUUAUAGCUGUGCUGACCAGGCCCACCCACCUUCACGGGAGAGGCUGCUUGACCACCCCAGGGGACGCCCCUGAGAGAAAAUGCUGCUGCUAGUUUUCUACCAAGUGGAGCCGUUACCUCUUGUUCCUGUUUACGUUGUAGCAAGCUGCGCAAGUCUUCCUCAGGGAGCAUGCUCUCUGGAAGGCACACCCAGAAACAUACCGUCAGCAAAAUAUAUUCUGGCUUUUAAAUUGCACCUUUCCCAUUUUCUUUCCACUUUAAUGGCAAGCAAGCAGCCAAAGCCUUCAAGGUUCGAGUUUUAAGCCCCAGAGUCAGGAAAGGGGCAUGUCUGUUGAGCUUUUAGUUGCAGCUUUUCUCUGGGGACCUACAGAUGCCAAUGAAUCACCAAGACGCUCCAGAGCUUUCUAGGAUGUAUUCAGCCUUGUAAGUGAGUUUGAAAUAAGUGGAAAAGGCAGUUGCCUCAAACACCUGGGGCCCAGUUUAGACAGCCCUCCUCUCCCUGGCACAUUGGGAACUGUAACCUCAGAGGCAGGGUGAGCAGGGCCAUCACAGGGAACACUCAGCUGGUGCCCCAUGGAGCAUGCGGGUGUCUGUAGUUCUCUGCACAUCUCUCCAUGUGGCGGCUCUUCAUCCCAUAUGGAAAUAUGUACUUGCUUCUCAACAUGAUACAUACUCCUUACCUCCAGAGGCUCCCUCUGCCACUUAGUGUUCUUGCCCUCUAAGGCCCCAGCAUGAUGUGCCAUGGCGCCUGCCUCCUCUGCUCCAACAUCAAUGGCCAGGCAGAGCCUCAGGUUGGAUACAGGGGAGGCACACAUGGUGCUCCACUUUCCCUUCUGUGUACCAGGUGAGUUACUUCUCUUGGC
Molecule: messenger RNA, 2129 nt
Organism: Manis pentadactyla (Chinese pangolin)
Lineage: Eukaryota; Metazoa; Chordata; Mammalia; Pholidota; Manidae
Gene: OSCP1
Product: organic solute carrier partner 1
Exons: 11
Coding region: 104-1273 (389 amino acids)
Biological process (GO): transport
Cellular component (GO): cytoplasm; plasma membrane
Source: RefSeq, a predicted model, not a curated record